AUGCCCCCUCUAAAGAUCGAGACUGGUCACCCGGAUGUGAUCCAUGAUGUGGCCAUGGAUUUCUAUGGGAAGCGUCUGGCCACUUCAUCGUCCGAUAGAACCAUCAAGAUCAUCGGCGUGAGCGGCAGCUCCCACCAGCAGCUGGCCACCUUGAGCGGCCACGAGGGCCCCAUCUGGCAGGUCGCGUGGGCCCACCCCAAGUUCGGGUCCCUCCUCGCCUCCUGCAGCUACGAUGGUCGAGUGAUCCUGUGGAAGGAAGGGAGCAGCCCGAGUGAGUGGGCCGAGGCCCAUGUCUUCACUGAGCACAAGGCAUCAGUGAAUUCAAUUGCAUGGGCUCCAAACGAGCUUGGCCUCAUGCUGGCCUGUGGGUCCUCUGAUGGGAGCAUCUCGGUCUUCUCGGCAAGAUCGGACGGUGGCUGGGACACCAUGAGGAUCGAGCAGGCCCACCCAAUUGGAGUCACCUCGGUUUCAUGGGCACCCUCCACGGCACCUGGUUCGCUUGUUGGCUCUGGGAUGUUGGACCCAGUUCAGAAGCUGGCAUCUGGAGGCUGCGACAACACGGUGAAGGUGUGGAAGCUCUAUAAUGGGAGCUGGAAAAUGGACUGCUUCCCCGCUCUGCAGAUGCACUCAAACUGGGUCCGGGAUGUGGCGUGGGCCCCGAACCUGGGCCUCCCCAAGUCAACCAUCGCCAGUGCCUCAGAGGAUGGGACGGUGGUCAUCUGGACGGUGGCAAAGGAGGGCGAUCACUGGGAGGGCAGGAUCUUGAACGACUUCAGGACCCCUGUUUGGAAGGUCUCCUGGUCCCUGACUGGAAACCUUCUGGCCGUCGUUGAUGGUAACAACAACAUCACGUUGUGGAGAGAAGUUGCGGAUGGAGAGUGGCAGCAAGUGACGGCCGUUGAACCAUAG
Spirodela intermedia is the source of this 909-nucleotide messenger RNA. NCBI's taxonomy places the organism in Eukaryota, Viridiplantae, Streptophyta, Magnoliopsida, Alismatales, Araceae. The record is from the annotation of a GenBank genome assembly.